AUGGAAAUUCAACUUGGCUCUUCGGCCAGUAUCAUCGCGGCUGCCAAACUGAAGGCUAAUGAACUUACUUCAGCGCUGGCGAUCGGCACGCGGUUUGGGUCCGCCUUCACUCGGUCAGAAGAUGCACGAUUGUUCGAGAAUCUUGCUACGGCAGCCGGUGUUCGCGUCCAAGAGCUUCCACCAUGGUUGCAGCGAGUCCACUUCACCCGCACUACACUGAUGCACGGCGAGAACAUGAGACACAUUGCCGGUAUUACUACCAUGAGCUCUAUUGAGCCGAGCAGCUUGGAGGGCCUCGCGACAUUCAUCACAUUAUGUUGCCAGUGGACACAGACACCACAUGUAACCUCACGCCGUUUGGUCCGAGAUCUUAUCACCGGAGAACUAGGUCCGGUUGUGCACCCCGGCUCACUUCGAAAGCCGCUCGGUGCCACUGCUUCAAAGCUUGAGACUUUGUUGGAUAAAUUCAUCCGGGCCACGAUGGAAUCUGACGCGAAGUCGCCUCAGUCAAUGGAAGUGCAGAAUAUGCUAGCCGAGCUAUCAGUCAAGGCAGGCCGCGUCUCAUUUGAACCAUUUCGGUCUGAUCGACUUCUCGCCUCCGAUAGGAGAAUGCUUACCAGUCUGCUGGCGGGCGGCUCCGAAACAGCCUCACAGUCGAUUGUGGCUGAUCGUAUGCUACAAGAUGCCUCGCUCGAGUACCAUCUUCACAAGGCCGCGUACACGACACCGUUUCUGUAUCCUCGGCAUCAAUAG
This is a messenger RNA of Diaporthe citri, 753 nucleotides long. RefSeq lists its product as uncharacterized. The record is from RefSeq and is a predicted model, not a curated record. The transcript has a single exon. The coding region runs from base 1 to 753 and encodes 250 amino acids. NCBI's taxonomy places the organism in Eukaryota, Fungi, Ascomycota, Sordariomycetes, Diaporthales, Diaporthaceae.